Molecule: messenger RNA, 1374 nt
Organism: Asparagus officinalis (garden asparagus)
Lineage: Eukaryota; Viridiplantae; Streptophyta; Magnoliopsida; Asparagales; Asparagaceae
Exons: 2
Coding region: 1-1374 (457 amino acids)
Source: RefSeq, a predicted model, not a curated record
AUGGAAGAGUACCUAUCUUGUGAACAGGAAGCGAUCGGAGCCGUUGAAGCUCCUCAGGACUUGUCCACCAUAGAACCUUCUGAGGAAGAGGUUCCUAUGGGGAUCGAAGAGGGAAAACCAAUUGCCGAUUCUCCCGAAGAUAAGACAACUGAGGAGAUUCCUGCAGAAGAGUCUGCUCCUAAACCUCAUUCUUUAAGAUCGGGUAAGAAGGCUCUUUCUGCUGCUGAGCAAGGUUCACCCACUCUCGGGACUACUUCCGCUGCUCCUUUAGAGCAAGAACCUGCGCAAGUGUCGGCUCCUUUAGAAGAGCAACAUUUACCUGGUUCUCCUACGGCGACUGUUCCGCCUGUAGCGUUGCCUGAAACCACUGCCGCUACUCCUCCUCCGGAACAACAGCUCGUGCAGGUAUCAGCCCCUAUGCAAGAGCAACCCCUGCCUGACUCUUCUGUAGUAGCUGCUUCACCAAAAGCGGUGAUGAAGAUCUCACUCACCCCAACGGAGGCUGGGCCUAGCUCUUCUCAAGCGAAAGCAUUGAUGGCUUUGACCUCAAGCCCUUCGCAAUUGAACAUUUCAAUCGCCUCUGCAGCUUCAGCACCUGGAUCGCCUGCUAGUCAUCAUCUUAAUGCCUCAAUCUCAGCUGCUGAAGGGGUAUCUUCGGGUGCAAUUGUCAGUCUCGCUAAUGCACCUAAAUUCCUUCAAAUCUCCUUGGUGUAUCUAAACAGUCUUGCGAAGACGGUAGUUGAGUCCCUGAUGAAUGGCCAAGGAACUUUGAACUCCUUUCGACCUCUGCUGGAAGCAGGCUUAAACGGGGUCAGGAGUGUGGGCGAAACUCAAUGGUUCGAACGCUGCUCAGAGAUUAUCCUUCGUUUGGAGGAGAAAUUACAACGCUUCGAGACCAUGGGCCAUAGUGACCUUCAGCCGCAAAUUAUGUCCACUUUGGCUAGUCUUCAGGUCGCUGAAGUGAUACACCGAGAGGCGCUAGAACGGGACUUAGCUGAAAAAGAGCGUCAGAUUGCAGAGCUUCGUGAGCGUAACACUCGGAAGCGAGAAGAACUAGAACGCUCAACUGCUUCUAUGAAUUCGCUUCGGGACAGACUGGUUGAAGCUGAAGCCGAAGUCCUGCGAUUGAAAGCUGAACUCUCCCGCGAAGAAGGCAUUGUCAACAUCCUUAGUACCCAGAAUGCAGCUAGUACUUUGGAGUAUCAUGCACAAGCUCAGGCUCUGGAAGACGUCAGAAAGGAAAUGGCGGCCAUCAUCAUACCCAGCGAGGAUGAACUCCGAGCAAAGGCUGAAGCUAUGGUGCGAGCUAACCACGAGGCGGAGCUAGCUGAACUCAAGGCUCAACUCAUCUCUUUUGAUUUAAUGCAUGAGUGA